This is a messenger RNA of Akanthomyces muscarius, 2634 nucleotides long. RefSeq lists its product as uncharacterized. The record is from RefSeq and is a predicted model, not a curated record. The coding region runs from base 1 to 2634 and encodes 877 amino acids. The transcript is spliced from 2 exons. NCBI's taxonomy places the organism in Eukaryota, Fungi, Ascomycota, Sordariomycetes, Hypocreales, Cordycipitaceae. Gene Ontology annotation, molecular function: hexosyltransferase activity; UDP-glycosyltransferase activity. Gene Ontology annotation, biological process: carbohydrate metabolic process.
AUGUUCCGCACCAAGUCGAGAGAGCCUGGCCAGCUCAUCCUCGAGCAAGGGCCCUCGGGCUCUGUUGGCGACGAUGGCCGCUUCAAGAUUCGUUUCCAUAGCGAAGCCCACUCCCUUGCCUCCUGGUAUCACGACCUUCAGUUGAAACGAUCCUGCAAACACCCACCCAGCCGUCCAGCCUCGCCCGAAGCUCCCAAGACCGAUCCUGCUAGCAUCCCCCGCCUCAACAUCGCCAUACACAUCGUUGGCUCCCGAGGCGAUGUCCAGCCAUUCAUCCCCAUUGCCCAGAGCCUUGGCAAAGCCCCGCACAAUCACAGAGUGCGCAUCUGUACUCACCCAGUCUUCAAGGAUUUUGUCGAGGAGCAAGGCGUCGAGUUCUUCAGCAUAGGCGGUGAUCCAGAGGCUCUCAUGUCCUACAUGGUCAGAAAUCCCGGUCUGCUACCUAAUAGAGAGAGUGUCAAGGCCGGUGAUGUCGGCAAGCGUCGCGAGGAGAUGGCCGAAAUCAUCAAUGGCUGCUGGCGGAGCUGUAUCGAGGCUGGUAACGGCAUGGGUGAGCCCAUCACGGCUGCUUCUGUCAAGGACCCCAAGGACCUCUUCCUCGCCGACGUCAUCAUCGCCAAUCCGCCCUCCAUGGCCCAUAUUCACUGUGCAGAGAAGCUUGGUAUUCCUUUGCACAUGGUCUUCACCAUGCCUUGGUCCCCGACCGACGCCUUCGCCCAUCCACUAGCAGCCAUGAACUACGGUGGCGCCGACAAGAAGAUGGCCAACUACGUCUCCUUCAUCAUGAUGGAGCUCCUUACAUGGCAAGGCCUCGGUGACUUGAUCUCCAGAUUCCGCCACCAGAAGCUCGGUCUCGACCCCAUUAGUCCUCUCUGGGGCUUCCAUCUACUUACACGCUUGCGCGUCCCGUUCACCUACCUAUGGUCAAAGGCGUUGAUUCCCAAACCCAAGGACUGGGGGUCAUACAUCAACAUUACCGGCUUCUCCUUUCUACCCCUUGCCAGCUCGUACACUCCCCCCGACGACCUUACUGCUUUUCUCGCCGCAGGACCGGCCCCCAUCUACAUUGGCUUCGGUUCUAUUGUUGUUGAGAAACCGGAAGAGCUCACCAAGCUUCUUUUUACAGCGGUCAAGCAGGCUGGUGUACGUGCCAUCAUCUCCAAGGGCUGGAGCAAGUUCACUGGCAAUGAUGUGCCCGACAGCAUCUAUCUCAUCGGCAACUGUCCUCAUGACUGGCUCUUCCAGCGUGUAUCUGCCGUCGUACAUCACGGUGGCGCCGGAACUACUGCUGCUGGUAUUGCCGCCGGGAAGCCUACUGUCGUAGUUCCCUUCUUUGGAGACCAGGCUUUUUGGGGUCAAAUGAUAGCUCGUGCUGGGGCUGGCCCGGAUCCCAUUCCAUUCAAACAGAUGACGGCCGAUAGCCUCACGGAAAGCAUCACCACAGCCUUAAAGACGGAAGUCCAGAAAGGCGCCCAAGAGAUGGCCAAGACAAUUGCUGCAGAAAAUGGAGCAGAAGAUACCGUCAACGACUUCCUCGAAACCCUCGUCAGCGAGGACAAGCUACAAUGCGACUUGUGCCCAGACAGGGUCGCCUCUUGGCUACACAAAAAGUCGGGUGCUCGCCUCAGUGGGUUUGCGGCGGCCUGUUUAGCUGAUAGGGGCAUUCUUACGCCUGAUCAAUUCAAGCUGAUCCACCACAAGAGCUGGUAUGUCGAUGAAGGCGCCGAGCACCCGUUUGUAGGCAUGGUUGCUUCCGCCACCGGCUUCGUUACUGCCGUCGCCAUUGCCUCCUCUGACUAUUCCAAAGCGUGGAAGCAUAGGCCUAGCCACAAGGCCGAGAAGAAAGAAGCCACGGCCGAAUCCUCACCUGAGUGCAAAGAAACUGUACCCGAGGACCACGUACCAGAACCGACGACCCAUCCCGAUGGUCGGCCGAGAAUCCUGACGCAUGCGCCGACCAACAUGACGCCUUCCCAGAUGGAGCUCUCCGCCAGAAGAAUGGCAAAGAAGUCUCUCCGCACUGUGCUUGCUCCCGAGCCUGGAGUCAAACGCGCACCUACUUUCAAUGACAAACGCAAGGCAGAAUGGGAGGAGUAUGAGCAUGGCCAACACGGUCGCACAUUCUAUCUUGUUCGCAAGACUGGAAGAUUCGGUGUCGAGCUCGCCAAGGCAGGCCUCAAAGCCCCCGUCGCCUUCUUCUGGAACACGGCCAACGGCUUCCACAACUUUCCUUCAUAUGGCUAUGCCGGUAUCGAGGUCCGUCGCAGAGACCAAAUCACGGGCUUCGGCAGCGGUGUCCAGGUUGCGGGUAAAGAAUUCGUACUUGGUUUUUGGGAUGCCUUGUCCGGUAUCUUCGUUCUGCCGUACGAGGGUACCAGAGACGAAGGUGCCAGGGGCCUGGGCAAGGGUAUUUGGCGCGGUGGCAAGGGCUUUUUCUGCGGGCUGGGCGCUGCUGUCUUUGGUCUUCCCGGCUACACGCUCAAGGGCGUAGAGAGGGAGCUUUCAAAGCGCCAUCUCACCAAGCUCAAGGCCGAGAUCCUGCUCGUCAGACUUCGCAAGUCACUCAUGGACUUUCGCGAGGCAACAGAGGAACAGCGCGAGGAGGUCGUCCAGGCAUGGUUGGCCAAGUUUUAG